Molecule: messenger RNA, 3160 nt
Organism: Orussus abietinus
Lineage: Eukaryota; Metazoa; Arthropoda; Insecta; Hymenoptera; Orussidae
Gene: dmpd
Product: F-box only protein 28
Exons: 5
Coding region: 1-1455 (484 amino acids)
Biological process (GO): positive regulation of DNA-templated transcription
Cellular component (GO): nucleus
Molecular function (GO): protein binding; transcription coactivator activity
Source: RefSeq, a predicted model, not a curated record
AUGGUGUCUACUCGUCAGUCGAGCAGCAUAGGAGGGAGCGGAGGAAGCGGUUCGGUCACUGACGUAGUCGGAGAGGCAGGGCCGUCUCGUAGGCACCAUGCACAAGUACAAGGCGGACCGUCCAAUACGGCACCAAUCUCGGAAACUGCAUUGACUUGCAACGUGAAUCUUCUGGAUCUACCUACCGAGAUCUUAGAAAAGAUUCUUACUUAUUUGGACUACAAUACCAUUGCACAUUUACGUCCAGUCUGCCAUCGGAUGGAUCGAGUUUGCGGUUUCAUCCUUAAUUCUACGUUCCAGCGGUUGCAAACCCAGAUGCUCGGUCGCUUCCAAAUGAUCAAGGCACAAAUGCCAAGACGAGAGUCUGCUCGUCGCAAUCACCCAUUGGCCUGUGAAUCGGACAUUAUUGAAACAUUACAUAUGCGGCUUACACUUUUACAAAUGAGCUUUGGAAAGCACAUUGAGCGUAAACACUGUUGCUUCUUUCCUGGAGAGAUAUUGGACGAGGUCUACCGUAUAUUACAUUGUAUAAAAGUCACCCCCAAACUCGCUAGGCCUUACAAGGUUACCGACGAAUUGUUUGAUUUGAGCACAAUGGCAAUGGAGUACUUCAAAGAACGUAUCGAGCCGACACUUCCCGAAAUCCCAUACUUUGGAGCCGAUUUUCUAGAUCUCACUGGAACUUUCUCGUCUUCUAGUAACGUCAGCAAACCUUUUAUGUGCCUGGAUUCUGCUCCUUUGAGUGUCGGAGCUGGAAAGUCAGGACGGAGUAGUGGCGAAGAAGGUUCUUCGCCACAUGCUUCAGAUGACCCAGGAUUACUGGAGUCCAAUGUAUCUCCUCCGCAGUCGAACAUGGUGCUACGCAAACGUAUUAGGAAAAUCAAGCAGGGCAUGAAGAGGUACAACAGCCAGUUGACGUUAAUGCGCAGGGAUCUGCGAAGCUGCAAAGCCAAAAUUGCUGAACAACAGAAGCAAAUUGUCGAGUACGCCAAUCGGCUCGACGACAACGACAAGAAGAACGAAGAGACGUCUCGUAAAUUUAGCACUCUCCUACAGGUAUUUACCAAGGAGUUGAACAAGUGCAAGACGGAGCUGCAGUACUGGCGGUCGAAAUCCCCGGCGAUACCGGUCUGCGUGGGAUGCGGACAAUCGAUGCCGGUGCCCACGGAAGACCUUCAGGCCCUCGCCAACCAAGGAGUCCUCCCGGAAGCUCUCGGCGAGGGCCUCGACUUCAUUCCCAUAGCCGAUGCCCAGAGCCCCACCGAGGUCGGCACCCAAUCCGCAGCCGUUCCGAGCCAGCCAUCGGUUCCCUCGGUGGACAUGGCGCCGCCAAAGGCUCCCGUGCCUUCGGUCUCCUCGAAGCGGAAGGCUUCCUUCGAGGAGACGCCGAGCGACGCUGCGAAGAAGCCUCGCCGCACUGCCAAGUCUCGUCAGGCUAAACGCUCAAAGAUAUAAGCCGAUUCUGAUUAUGGUACAAAUGUCCAAGAACAUCUCGGGGGUCGUGGAGGAUACGGUGUCCGCGAGAGCCUUCGGCGGAGUCUGCGAGCGGACGAUCUUAGAAGAGUACAAAAUUCUUUCCCGCUCGUCCUGUGCAUCCUAGCGCAACGAACUUCUCGGUGAUGUAGGGCCGUCCUCGGCGUCGUCUCGAUUCGGGGGAGUCCUCGAGUCACGAUUAUUGAUUUCGGGUUUCUUGGACGGCACGGGGUGGGAUGCGAAGUCGGGCCUAGAAAUUCGCAAGUCCGAGGAAUCGCGCCUUCCGCGUUUUUGACGGAAAACUCGAUAAGUUUCUCUUUUGAGAUACGGGCACGGAUUGCACGUCCGACACCGUGUCGGGGAGGGGGAGAUACGCCGGGAGUACAGCGUGACACAAAUAUUCUAAAUGAUAGCCGAUCGUCCGUUCCGUCCCCGCUCGAUCGCGAACGGUAAAAUCGUCUUCGCCCCUUGGUAAAGUAAUCUAUACCAUUAGUUAUCGCAAUGAAAUAGCCGAGGAAAGUGGACGACACCGAUCGACUCGCGAUCGAUGGUCUCGUUUUGCGUGGCGAGUCGUGCAUUCGAAGGAUCUUUGCGUGUUGUAUGGACAUCCGUUGGAGACGUGCAAAGACGAAUCGUCGGGCACGUUACACCCACCAUUUUCCUCGAGUAGUCAAUGUGCACUGGUUUUCAUUUUAUUUUCAGCGUGGUACCUAGUAUUUCGAUUCGACGAAGACCGACUGCCUCACUCGACUCAUUUAACUGUACGUACGUUUAGGACAAUACGGGGGAAAGACGUUCGCAUUCGCGAUCGCAUUGGGAAGCGUUAAAAUCGAGAACGGUUGUAUGUGAAAAUUACUGUAAAAGCGCAAAGCAACUCGGAACGGGCGUGAUUCGAUUACCUCGAUUGAUUUAUUGCCGUUUUUCGUGGCUUCGUGCGUAUGAUAAGUUGAAGCAGAGGAUGUUACCGCUUGAAUUACAAUAUGGAUAGUCGUAGAUUGCAAUUUUAUAAUUCCGUAAUACGACGUCUGUAAUAUAUCGAGUCAAAUUAUAUGGGUGGGCAAACAUUUAGUAGACUGCUCGAUCGUUGAAACCAUUUGAAUUUCAUAAUUUUUAGAAAUUGUAAAAUAUUAAAAAAAAAAAUUAUGACCUUUUCUUAACGGAACAACAUGUAUUAUACAGCUCGUGCUUCAACUGUCUGCGGAAAAUAUAGAUAAAUGUUUAGGGCAAUAUCGAACCAAGGUUAACAUCGAAGAGCAACGAGGUAGUAAAAAAAAAAAAAGAAAAAUCAAAGGAAUCCAUAUGAAGCAUUACAAAGUGCAGUUGCGAACUAAGCAUAAUUCCGGGCGUAUUUACAGAAAUUUCUAUACAACUCUCGAGCUCGACCUUAGAUGGCCGAACUUGUAGAAUUUUAUUUCGCAGUACCGAUCGACGAGUACCUGAUAAGGACUGAGUGAGACUGGUUCGUGCAGGUACUUCGAGGUGCACUUAAGAAACCAUAUCAAUUUCCUCGUUUACCCAUCCCCGUCGGACUGGUUGUAGGAAAUGAAUGAUUUCGCCUCUGUUUACCUAUUUUAAGUAGCGUUCAAUGAUUUCAGGUAAAUUUUGCACAUACCUGACUCCUGUUUAAAGUUGAAAGUUCAAAGCUUCAAAAUUCUGUAUCGAAUGAAUUAGCGGUUUUCUCCUCGUA